This is a messenger RNA of Talpa occidentalis (Iberian mole), 3357 nucleotides long. Its product is annotated as kinesin-like protein KIF28P. Bases 31 to 3039 code for a protein of 1002 amino acids. Gene Ontology annotation, molecular function: ATP binding; microtubule motor activity; microtubule binding. The record is from RefSeq and is a predicted model, not a curated record. The transcript has 23 exons. Gene Ontology annotation, cellular component: kinesin complex; microtubule. Gene Ontology annotation, biological process: microtubule-based movement; cytoskeleton-dependent intracellular transport. Lineage: Eukaryota; Metazoa; Chordata; Mammalia; Eulipotyphla; Talpidae.
AAGAAUUCUGGGAGCAAAUGUGUGAUUUCCAUGCAUUCCAGAACCACUACCACUAUACAAGAUCCUAAAAAUCCAGAACAUCUGAAGACAUUUACUUUUGACCUGGCAUAUUGGUCUCACAAUGGAUUUGAAACGGAUAAAGAUGGUGUGUUUAUUUCAGCUGAUCCUGGCAGUAAAUUUGCAGGCCAGAGGGAGAUUUUCCACGACCUCGGCAGAGGGAUUCUGGACAGCGCGUGGCAAGGCUAUAACUCUACCCUCCUGGCCUAUGGCCAAACCGGCUCUGGAAAAAGCUAUUCCAUGAUUGGAUUUGGUGCAAACAAGGGGCUCAUUCCAAAUGUGUGUGAAGAGCUCUUUCAAGAGAUUGAGAACCGAGAGAGAGACAAAGAAUACCAGGUUACAUUCAGUAUGCUGGAAAUUUACAAUGAACAGGUAAGAGACUUGCUGUCCAGAACCAAGAAACCCGGAGGACUCAAAGUAAGGGAAGAUCAGCAGCUGGGUUUUUACGUGGAGGGUCUGAAGUCAGUGCCAUGUGAGAACUAUGCACAAAUUGAAAGGCUGAUGGAACAAGGGACAAGAACAAGGACCACAGCUUCCACCAAUAUGAACACCAGCAGCAGCAGAUCGCAUAUGGUUAUCACCAUUCAGUUCAAGCAGGUUUUCCUCGACAGAGACUUCACCAAACAGUCCGUUAUUAAUUUGGUGGAUUUAGCAGGAAGUGAGAGGCAGAAAUCUUCAGGAUCUGAAGGAGACAGACUGCGGGAAGGAUCACGAGUUAACUUGAGUUUAACCAAUUUAGGAAAUGUUAUCAGUGCUCUGGCUGAUGCAGCCAUGGGGAAGAAAGUCUUGCACAUUCCUUACAGAGACUCUGUCUUGACCAAGCUGCUCCAGUCGGCUCUGGGCGGGAACAGCAGAACUGCUUUGAUAGUGGCCAUAAGCCCAGCUGACAUCUGCUACGAGGAAACAUUAUCAACAUUAAGAUAUGCUGAAAGGGCUAAAAAGAUCCAGAACAAAGCCGUGGUCAACACCUCCACGCUGAGGAGACAGUCAAAGGAAGAGAACAACAAGCGGCUACCUGGAAGCGGACACUCCAGAAUUGCAGAGCACCCAGGCUGUCUGCUGGCACCUCGCGGGCUGGGGCCUCACUCUCAUGAGAUGACCUGGGGGCACCAGCUGGAGCAGGCGUGGAGAGAGUGGCAGGCUCAGUGCGUGGCCAUUGCUCAGGAGCGGCGGCUGAUGAAGGCCUUCCCUCACCUGCUCAACGUUAACGAGGACCCGCAGCUCACCGGGGUUCUCAAGUACAUCAUCCACGCUGGCUCAAGCGAUGCUGGUCAGGCUUCUUCGAAUGCCAUCACCCUUCAAGGUUUAGGAAUUUCAGAUAAACACGCUUCCUUCACAAAUUCAGAUGGUAAAGUGACAGUCACUCCGCACAGCAAAUGCAGGGUUGCCGUUAACGGAGUGCCCAUCACCACCACGACGAAGCUGCAGCAUUUGGACCGCAUCAUCUUGGGGCCCAGCAGUGCCUACCUCUACGUUGGGUUUCCUUCAGAACGCGGCAGCGAGGACUUGAGCAGGUUCGACUACGACUUCUUCCAGCAGGAGAGGGCGGCCGCAGAGGGCGUGAGUGUGGACAAGCUCGGUGCUGUGAGCAAAGGCGAUGGGAAAGCAGACCCCAGUGUCUUGGCUGCAUUCCAGGACUACAUCAAACUGAUGCCGCUGGUUGCAGAAGCAAAUCAAAUGAGUGAGGAGCUAAAGAAGGGACUUAAAAUGGAAUUGAAAGUGAAGAAUUUAGCAUCAUCAGAUUCCAGGGGCUGUGACCUACAAAAAGAGGUCAUGGUGAAGGUGACCAACCAAAUGACUCACGAGGUGUGGAUCUGGUCAAAGGCCAAGUUUAUCAACAGGAGAUUCCUAAUGGAGGAAGUCUACCAGCGUUUUCUAGAUGGAGAAGACAGCGGUGUGGCGCAGCAGGAUGACCCUUUCUGGGAUCCCAUUGAGGCCAUCCCCUUGGGCUCGGCUCACAUCUGGCUUCAGGCGCUUGCUUACUGCAUGAAGCUAGAAGAACAAGUGGAGUUUCUGAACUGCGAUGGACUGGAUGAGGCAGUGCUGUGUAUCCAUAUAAUGCCCUGCUCCCCGACAGGACAGGCAUGUGGCGAGGAAGAUGUGGUUAUUGACCCCUUGGACCUGCUGGGCAAGAGGAUGGAUUUCCAGAUUCACAUUGUGCAGUGCCUUGGCACCAAGUGGCUAAAGGAAGAUGCAGUUCGGGGUGUUCAGAUGGGAUACAGAAUUUAUGAUCUUCCAAACAAUUUAUAUACCAAACCUGUAUGGAAAAUGGUGAACCCCCAAAUCGAAGAGACUGUCCAAUUUACAGCCUUAAAUGUAUCUCAGGAUUUUCUGAAUUAUUUACAGACAAAUGCUCUUAUUGUUGAUUUGUGGGGCCUCCAAGAAGGCUGUGUUGAGCUGAGCUGCUCUCAGGCUGACUUCAUGGUCACGGGUGAAGGCCACAUCAUGGUGGACACCAAGAAAAUUUCCACUGUGAUGGAUGCAGGCCAGAUGACAUCAAACCAGGUAUCAGAACUCAAUCUGAAGCUGCUCAAGUUAGAACAGGAAACAGAACUGCUUCGAAACAUUAACAGAGCCCUCAGAGAGGAAAAUGUACUUCUCAAAGAAUCACUUGGGAAAACUGGUUCUAGUCAACAAGUACACAAGCCUUCCAGUAUCCUGAAGAUAACUGGAAUGACAGCCCAACUGCCAGCAGCCAAAGAGAUGAAUCAAAUGUACACUCAGCAAGUCAGCUGUGACAGAGAAUUUGCCAAAGCUCUUAAAGUGUUCUACCAAAGCAUGAGUAUGGCGAGAGGACAGUUCCUCAGAUUGAGGCAUUAUAAACUUCCCGAAGAUGAUCAAAUGCUUCGACCAUUUGUACACCAACAGUCACAAAUGUUAAAGGACUUUGGGGAUCUAUUAGAAUCCAGCUUGUGGAAACUGAAAAAUGAUGUUGCUCUUAUAGUGAAAAAGAAGAGAGAAUACUUACAGCAUAUCCAAUAAUGAGGAUACACCAACUGAAAACUUUCGAACUUUGGGUGCUGAUGAUUAUUUUUGCAUCCAAUGAACUUAACUUUGCUAUCAGAUGAGCUGUAGACUCUACAUAUUCAACCCAUUUCCCAUGUAACUGCUGUUUUUAAGCAAAACCCACCUUCAAUUUACGAUUAAUAAAAGUGAAUCUCUCCCCAGCGUGAAGAGGGGAGACAUCUGCAGUGAAUGGUGGCAGAGAUUAAGAUUGUUGAAAGAUCUCACGGGAGUUAGACAGUCUCAAAGCCAGGCUUGAUUCCACAAAGAAUUGAUUCGUGGGCUAGAGACUCCUCA